This is a messenger RNA of Moneuplotes crassus, 5084 nucleotides long. The record is from the annotation of a GenBank genome assembly. NCBI's taxonomy places the organism in Eukaryota, Ciliophora, Spirotrichea, Euplotida, Euplotidae.
UUAAGAAUAGGAAUAUCAACAUGGAAGCAGACGAACUAAGAUAUGAAGAUUUAGCUUCUGAAGACGCUGUUGCUCUCAUCUAUUUUGACGAAGAAAAAAAAGGUAUCAUUUCCUCUAAUUUCAGUAUUGACGGGUUUUAUAGAAUUUGUUGUAAAUCAAGACGCAAUAAAGUUCUUGAGAACUAUUGAAGCUCCAUUAGGAGUUAUUGCUGUUGCUGGCAUGUACAGAACUGGAAAGAGCUACCUUUUGAACAGAGUUCUGCUCAACAGAAACUCAGGGUUCGGAGUAGGCAAUACAGUAAAUGCUUGCACCAAAGGUAUAUGGGUAUGGAAAUAAAGUAGUGAAAGGAAGAACGCCUGAUAAAGAAGACAUUAACGUACUAGUAUUGGACUCUGAAGGACUUGGAGCUCUUGAUGAAGACAGCAACCAUGAUGUGAGAAUCUUCUCACUUGCUAUUUUGCUCUCAUCAUAUUUCAUCUACAACAGUAUGGGAAGUAUCGACGAAAAUGCGCUACAAUCACUUUCUUUGGUGGUUCAACUUACAAAGCACAUCCAAAUUAAAUCAAAUGGAAUGUCCCAGGAAGUUGAUCCAGAAGAAUACUCAAAGUACUUCCCAAGUUUCAUGUGGGUCGUUAGAGAUUUCAGCUUACAGUUGGUAGAUUCAGAAGGUGAAUCAAUUACAUCAAAAGAUUAUUUGGAUAAAGCUCUUCAUGAACAGAAAGGAUUUUCUGAAUCAGCCGAGCAAAAGAACAGAAUCAGAAGACUUCUAAGAUGCUUCUUCAAAGAAAGAGACUGUUGCACUGUCGUCAGACCAUCUACCAAAGAAGAAGAUCUUCAGAAUCUCGAGACUUGUGACUUCGAGAGUCUCCGUGCUGAAUUCAGGUCUCAAAUAUCUUCGCUCAGAGCCAAAGUUAUGAAGAGAAUUAAGCCCAAAACUCUCUUGGGUGGCCCGGCUUUGUCAGGUCCGAUGUUUGCAGACUUGGUUACCAGCUACGUGACUGCUAUCAACAAGGGUGCUGUGCCCAACAUCGAAAACGCCUGGACCUACAUCAGCAAAGGAGAAUGCCAGAAAGCGCUAGAAAAAGCUUAUGAAUCUUUCUGCGAAGACCUCACCAGUUCGUUCGAAAUGCACGCUCCGCUGUUCGAAUACGACCUCAAGAACAUGUACAAAGAAGCCAAGAACUCUGCAAUGACAAUGUUUGCUCAGAACUCUGUCGGAGAUGUCUCAGAGCAGUACAAAGAUGACCUCAAAGCCAAGAUGAAGGAGAAGUACAGCCAGAUCAGAGCUGAGAACGAGAAGAUCACCAAGACUGAAGCUGGAGUGUUCCUUCAGAACUUCUUUGCUCCGAUCGAAGACAAACUUAGAAACCAAGAGUAUGCCAACUUCCAUCAAUAUGAGCAAGACGUGGGUGAAAUAGAAGCUGCCUUCAUGGACAGAGGGCCUUGUGGACCCAACAGAGAAGCUAUCUGCAAGAACUACGUCAUCAAUGCACUGACGGAUGGAGCUGCUUACUUCUUGAGGACAACCGAGAACGAACUCAAGCUGCAAACCACACUCGGCAAAGAGGCUCAGGAGAAGCUUGAAGCAAGAGUCCUUGAACUCAAGAGCGACCUCAACCAGUGAAAAGAUGAUUACGAAGGCAAAAUGAGGUCUUCCGAGAACGAGAAGGCCCAACUCAUUGCCAAAGAGCAGGCCAUGCGCGAGAGCCUUGCUGACGUCAAGAAGGAGAAAGAGAGUGCAGAGCAGGAGUGGAAAGCACGCCUCCAGACCGAAAAGACUGAGUCCCACAGACUUGUUGAAGAAUAUAAGGGCAGAAUGGUUUCUAGCGAAGAGAACGCUAAAGAGUCUCAGAGACGCAUGAUGGCCACUGAGUCUGAGAGCGACAAGCAGAAGGCCUUGCUUGAACAGAAAGUGGAGUUCUUGGAGAAGUCAAUCGAAACUUCCAAACAGAAAGAAAAAGAUUACCAAACAGAAAUCAAGAAUCAGAAGAAAGAGUUGACAUCAUCAUUGAAGGAGAGCAACUCGAAGUAUGAGGAGAAGAUCAACGAGCUCAACAAGAAGCUGGAUGAUGCUCAGGAUGAGAUUACAGAAAAGGACAACAAAAUUUCAGAACUAGAACAAAAGAAUUAUGUAUCCAAUUCUACUAUCAGUGAGAAAGAUAUUGAACUCAAGAAUUUACGCUCUAUUGCAGCUGAAAUUGAGAAACUCAAGGAAGAAAACGAAAAUCUCAAGCAAGACUUAGAAGAAAACCAGAAGACCUUCAACUCUGAAUUACAAGAAGAAAGAGAUAGUCUAAAGUUACAAUGUGAAGAGUUCAAGCUUGAACUAUCACGGAAAAUAAAUGAGUUCUCUGCUGAAAAUAGUAAAAUGGAGAAAGAAUUUACUAUACAACAACAAAAAUAUGAAUUCUUGGAGACUCAACUCAAGGAGAGUCAAGAGAAGCUAGAAGAGAAUAGGAAGACCCAUGAAUCUAUGCUCAAGGCAGUUCAGAAUAGAGAGACUGAAAAAGAAGGAGUCAUCGAAGAAGCUGAUAAAAAGAUUGAGCAAAUCAAGCAAGAGCAUAUCCAAGAAAUGAAAAAUUUGGAAGAAAGAUUCGAAACAACCAACAAGAAACUCUCUGAAGAACUUGAUAAGCUUAGAAAGAGUGAAGGUGAUGCCAAAAUGCAACUCAAGUUACACACAACUGAUGCUACCAAGGAAAUCGCUAACCUGACUGAAGCCUUAGAAAAGGCUCAAAAAGAGAGAGAUCAACUUAGUAUUGAAGCUAAGGAUCUUGAGCAAUCCAAGCAGACACUUGUGCAACAUACUGAAGAAAGAUAUAGAAGUCAAGUAGACAAACUUGAAAGAGACCUUGAAGAGAAGAACAUUAUCAAUCAGACUGAGAUAGAAGAGCUGCAAAAGAAGUUCGAAGAAGAUUUGGCCCAACUGAAAUCCUUCUAUGAAAUUGAAAAAGAGGGACUUAAGAAAAAGAUUCAAGAUGAGAAGAAUAAAGGUGUUAAGAAUGUCAAGAAUACCGUUGAAGAUUAUGAACAAAGAAUCCAAGAUGAACAAUUCCAACAUGAGGAAGAACUUGAUAUGCUCCAAGAUGAACUUAGAGAUAAGUCUGAUCAGCUUGAAGCUUUGGGACAUAGAUUCGAUCAGGAGAUGUCUCUUUCAGAGCAAAAGAUUCAAUCAUUAGAGCAACAUCUCAAGGAAACAAAGGAAGCAUUAGACAAUGUUCAGGUGAAGAAUACAGUUGCCAUGGACAGUCAACUUGUCACCUUCAACAAGGAAAGGAAAGAGCUGUUGAACAAGACUGAUGAGAUUCAACAAAAAAUUACUCAGAAAGAGAAAACCAUUACUUCUCUUGAGAGCAAGAAUGAAUCUUUGGCAAAUGAUAUUAGAAAGAAAAACGAGGAAGUUGAGCAACUGAGAAUAGAAUUCAGCGAAUCCAGGAGUGUUCUUGAGAAACAAAUUGAUGAUAUGAGAGAGAAGAGCCAACUGAUAGCUGAUGAAGUUAUGCAAAAGAAACUUGAGUCUGGAAGAGAAGAAGCCUUGACAAAACAGAAGAUUGAAUUCCAAGAUAAGAAGAUUGAGGAAUUACUGAAAGCCUUAGCUGAUAGCUCCACCAAGUAUCAAGAAAAACUUGACUCUCAAAAGAGUGAGCAAACUCAAGAAGUUAAUGCUAAGAUGGCUAAAAUCAUUGAAGAGAAGGAUAAGGUGAUCGCCAAAUUUGACGAGAAGAAGAAAGCUUACAAAGAACUUGAAAAGUCAACCUCAGUUAAAAUUACCAAGCUUGAGCGUGAGAAGGCCUCACAUCUGGAUAGGAUCGAAAAUCUUGAGAAGGAAAUCGAGAAGAAAUCAGAGCAAUAUAAGAAACAAAUGGAUUCCUUUAAAGAAAAGAUUCAUGAAUUGCAAGAUAAAGGCUCAAAGACUACUCAAGAGAGUCUAGUCAAAUACGAAGAACUCAAGGAACUCUAUGCUGAAUUGGAGAAAGAGAGAAACGAUCUUCAGAGUAAAUAUGACAAAGAUCAAGCUCUUUGGAAGACUCAAGCUGAAUUCACCAAAGAGCAAAAGGAAUCUCUCAAGAAUGAUGUUGAAGAAGGAAAGAGAAAGUUAAAGGAAGCCAUCCUUCAACUUCAGAAUAAAGGAUCCUCAGUUGAUCAAGAAAAGAAGCAAAUGGACAUGUUCAAUCGUAUGGAAAAAGAAUAUAAGGACAAGAUGAACAAGGUGCAGGAAUCACAUGAAAAUUAUGUCAAUGAACUUUUGGACAAAAAUAAAGAUCUUGAACAGAAAAACCAUGCUUUACAAGAGAAGUAUGAACUAACUUUCAGAGACUCAAGCUCAUCUGCCAGAACACUUGAGAAACGUCUGAACGACCUUGAGCAAAAAGAUAUUGCUCAACAAGAAGAAAUCUCUCAAUUAAAACAACAAAGAGAUAAGGCCAUCCUUGAGCAUCAGCAGACAAUUGAUAGAGAAAGAGAAACUCUAAAAUCAAAAAUAUCAGAAAUUGAAAGAAAAUUCAUGGCCUCUGAAUCAGAUAAAAGUAGUUUGAAAUUCGAAAUCGAAAAGCAACAAGCCAGAUGGAAUACGGAAAAAGACAACUUCGAUAGCAUCAAAACUGAAAUGCAAGAUACUAUCACUAGACUCGAAAAGAGGAACGAAAACUUGGUGAUGCAAAAUGAGAGACUCAAGGAAAAGACAAAGAACCCAAGAAAGUAUAACAAGUAUGGUGGUAUAAACACCUCUUCAUACUUGGACAGCAGCCAAUCCAGCAGAUUCAUGACUGGAAAAUACAUUGGAUCAGGAAGAGAAGCAGACUCAGACACUUAUAGCAAUAACUCUGGAAAGGAGAACAGGUUCAAGACCUUGACCACUAAGUACAUUGGAGAUGGAAAAGAAAGUGAUAAAAGGAGAUCCCCAUAUGAAAGCGAUAAAGCUGGAGAGCUACCAACCAAAGAAACCGAAUCAAUCAGCACCCUCAGUCCUCAAGAUGAUGGAGAUGAUCAAAAAUAAGGACACUCAACAAGAUUAAAGGAGGAAGGGCUAUUUUAACUACUGAUUUCCUGUUAGAGUCCUCUAUAAAUUAAUCCCAAGAAUUAGA